AUGUCGUUGUCAUCACUUGUUCUGUCAUCCCUCCUCGGCUCAUCCUACGUUAACCCAACGUACUUCUUCCAGAGCCUUGGCAGCUCGGGCUGCGGGACUUCCGGUCCCAUAUCGUGCCAGAAUACGAAUGCGCCAAUCAACACCUGCUGUUAUGAGACUCCUGGACUAGCGACAACUUUCCCUAACCAAUCCCAGGGCCUGAUCCUCCAGACGCAGGUUUGGGAUACAGAUGUCGCUGGCAGUCCAACGGACAGCUGGACCAUUCAUGGUCUUUGGCCUGAUAAUUACAUCGAAAAAUGUGAUCCCUCUCGUGAUUACACGAAUAUCACCGGGCUACUCAAUUCCCAGGGUGCAACCUCUACAUUGGACUAUAUGCAACAGUAUUGGCUAAACGAUGACGGAACUGAUGAAGAAUUCUGGGAGCACGAGUGGGCUACGCACGGCACAUGCUACAGCACACUGAAUGUCGAUUGCCUUCCCAGCAAUAGCCCUGUGGGUGCCGAGGCUGUGGCAUUCUUCGGGACUGUUGUGGAGCUCUUCAAGACCCUACCCACGUAUGACUGGCUUGCUGAUGCAGGCAUCACUCCGUCGUCGAGCGAGACUUACACACUAUCAUCCUUGCAGUCGGCUCUCAAAGCUGCCUCUGGAUUCACUCCAGCUUUGGGAUGUUCCUCGCACAAACUGAGCUCAAUCAGCUGGUACUUCAAUCUCAAGGGCUCUGUCAUCGAUGGCGAUUUCAUCCCGAUUGACACCCCUAAGCGUUCUUCCUGCCCCUCGAGGGGUAUCAAGUACCUUCCCAAAGAAGGAUGA
Molecule: messenger RNA, 810 nt
Organism: Suillus paluster
Lineage: Eukaryota; Fungi; Basidiomycota; Agaricomycetes; Boletales; Suillaceae
Product: ribonuclease T2
Exons: 11
Coding region: 1-810 (269 amino acids)
Biological process (GO): RNA catabolic process
Cellular component (GO): extracellular region
Molecular function (GO): ribonuclease T2 activity; RNA binding
Source: RefSeq, a predicted model, not a curated record